UACCGUCCACACAUCGCAAAGGAGUGUCAAAAUUGCAAUAUACGCAGAUUUGGAUUUCCUGAUGUUCAACAGCGGCGCAUCUUGACGUAUCUUCCUACGUCAUCCCGCCCGUGCUCGCCUUGUGACGCAGAGACCAUGGGUGCUUGUUUAUCCGUAUACGGCUAAUGCAGGCUAUCCGUUUGCAGAUCUGAAGUGACUUUGAAUACGAUCCUAGUCCUAUGGUGAAAUGUUAGGCAAUAUUCGAACCUAAGCUUUGGAGGAUCGGUAAUAAAGUGAUUAAGUCAUGAAUCUGCAUAUCUAUGAGUCUGUGCUUGAACUUCAAAACCGAUUAGAUACUGGAUAAUAUGGAGACGAAUCAUUCCAGCUUUCUAACUGGUGGAUUGCACGUGAACAUUUCUUUACCAUUCUAUCAUCUAAAGCCUGGUACUUCUUGCUCUAGUAUUAUAUUGACAUUUAAACCCGAAACUACUUGUUCUCAACUACCUUAAUUAUUUUUAUAUAUCAGAUAGGUACUUAGGUAUUAGCUUUUAUCUGCUUAUCGAGCAUUGAUUUUAUCCUUAUUGAUUAUAGUUCAACAACCUAUUCUUUUCCUUCUUUCUAAUUCUCCAUCGGUCAAGUUUGGGGGUCUCGUCAGCUUUUAUAGGCCGAAGUUACACCCUUUUCAGACACCUUUCCCUAAACUCUGGUUUCUCACAGCGCGUUGAGCAUUCAACAUGCCGCCCCUGCCGUCACCUACGCAUUUCUUAUGCAUACCACUUGUUACCAGGGCGUCUCGCCACCAACUUUCAGCAAGUCUAUCGGCUUUUAGUGCAGAUGUGACUAGCCCAGAUAGCUUUGCCAUACCUGAGCAAGCCGUCCGACCACUUGGCACACUUCACUUGACAAUCGGUGUCAUGAGCUUCCCAAAGGACGAAGGCCUCGAAAAGGCCGUGGCGUUGCUGAAGACACUAGUACCUAGGAGUAUAUUGACUAGUAUUAAAGUAGCUGAAGCCACUUCGGCCGGCAUGACGAAAGAACCGAGUGGAUCGCCGCCACCUUUGUUGUCUUUAACGUUGAGAGGUCUACAUUCAAUGCAGCCGUCGGCGUCCAAAACAUCCGUGCUUUAUGCAUCGCCAAGUGACACUGAAGGGACCCUGCAACGAUUUUGUGAAGACCUGCGGUCGACCUUCCAGGAGGCGGGAUUAAUGGCCGUUGAAAAUCGACCAUUAUUGCUACACGCCACUAUCCUGAACACGGUUUACGUCAAGGGGAGGAAGAAGGGGCGCAAAGAGAAGCUUUUGAUCGACGCAUGCGGGAUACUAGAUCGAUAUGAUGAUUUUGUAUGGAUGGAAGACGUACCCGUGGAGAAGAUUGCGAUUUGCAGGAUGGGCGCAAAGAAGCAAGAGGAUGGCGAUGAAGCAUAUGAAAUCGAAGCGGAAAUUGAUCUAGAUUAACGGCAAUUAGCUAUUUAAUUAGCAUCCUCCUUCAGUUCUUCAUUCCGAGCUUGUUAGUUAACAUUAGAAGUGCAUACCUAGGUACAUAUUUAAGAAACAUUGAAAGUCAAGAAUGGCUGAAUCGGAUGUAUAUAUACUUCUUGUAU
Messenger RNA from Annulohypoxylon maeteangense, 1579 nucleotides. RefSeq names its product kinase A anchor protein. Gene Ontology annotation, cellular component: nucleus. Bases 714 to 1433 code for a protein of 239 amino acids. Gene Ontology annotation, biological process: DNA alkylation repair; regulation of DNA-templated transcription. The record is from RefSeq and is a predicted model, not a curated record. The transcript has a single exon. NCBI's taxonomy places the organism in Eukaryota, Fungi, Ascomycota, Sordariomycetes, Xylariales, Hypoxylaceae.